Molecule: messenger RNA, 3359 nt
Organism: Schistosoma turkestanicum
Lineage: Eukaryota; Metazoa; Platyhelminthes; Trematoda; Strigeidida; Schistosomatidae
Source: the annotation of a GenBank genome assembly
AUGACUAUUAUUAAUAUGAAACAUUUGAACGGAAAUAAUCAACGUGCUUUUUCUUUACCACCAGAAAAUAAUAAUAAUAAUAAUAAUAAUAAUAAUAAUAAUAAAAUGACAUAUGAAAAUGUCAAUGGUAAAAUACCAAUGAAAAAUAUUUAUUCACAUAAUUAUUCAUUUGAUUUCAAUGAUCAUAAACAAGAACCAAUUGAUAGUGAGUUAAUGUUACAAGAGACAUUUAAUAAUUUCGAUAUGAUUACAAGACAAUUUAUGGGAUUAUCACCAAGUUCAACUAGUUUAAAUACAGAUGAAGAUAGUGGUUAUGUAAGAACAUCAUUAUUUGGUCAUGGCGGUAAAUUAACUGAUUCCAUUUGUUCAAUUUUCAAUUCUGGUCAUACUGUUUCAGAGGAUGAUUCAAAUGGUAUAAAUUGCACUAGUCAUAAAGAUGAAUUAUUAUUUGUUAUGAUAGAAGAUUUAGUUGAUUGGUUUAAAAAAAUGUAUCCUAAUUUAGUUGAGAUAGAUUUGAAUUCAGAGAAUUUUUUUGAUCGUCUAUCGGAUGGUAUACUACUAUGUUAUCAUGCUACUGAAUUACAUAAUCGUCUAGCUAUACAAUCAGGUAAUCCAGUGAAAAAUAAUAAACCAAUCAAGCUGAACGACGGUUUACGUAUUAGCGGUGUACAAGUUCUAUUGCCUACCACUAGUCCAAGUUAUCAAACACGUGGUUUAAAUUAUUCAUCCAAUGCUACAGUGAGUUUUAUAUCACGUGAUAAUGUGGCGAAUUUUAUUCAAUGGUGUCGACAACUCGGUAUGCCAAAUUCCACAUUAUUUGAAAGUGAAGAUUUAGUUUGUCGAAAAAAUCCACGUAAUGUUAUUGUAUGUCUGUUAGAAUUAGCACGUCUUGGUGGUCAUAUUGGUAUGUGUAUACCGGAAAUUGUACAGUUGGAAGUAGAAAUUGAUGAACAACUGGCUAGAGAGAAUUUAUUCUCAUCUGAAUGGAAUAAACUGGAAAAAAAGCCUACAGAUUCUUAUACAAUCCAAUCAAAUGAAGAUGUUUCGAUGGGUGAGAAACCUGAACAAAACUUACAAAAUCAUGAAUUAUCCAUCACAAAUGGGAAUAAUAGUUAUAAUAAUAGUAAUAAUAACAAUCAGUCAUCGAAUUAUCGAUCCAAUCGUUCCAUUGAAUUCCAUAGACAACAGCAACAACGCCAACAAGAACAACAACAGAAUCGAAAGUUGUCGAAUUAUAAAACUAAACCGAAUUCAUUCGAUUGUCAUGAGAAAUUUUUAAAAGAUGCGCAAAUUGACAAAAAGUUAAAACAACCACAACAACAACAAUCAGUGGAAGAAAUUCAACGUCCAAAAGUUGAUUUUCAAUCUUUAGAUGAAUUGGUACGUGAACUAUUAUCACAAUGUACUUGUAAGCAAACAUUCCCAAUGGUACGUAUUGGUGAAGGACGUUAUUUAUUUGGUGAUAAAAGUACACAAAUAUUUGUUCGAAUACUAAGGAAUCAUGUCAUGGUUCGAGUCGGUGGUGGUUGGGAUACUUUAAGUCAUUUUCUAUCAAAAUAUGAUGAAUGUCGUAAAACUAAUCCAGUAAAAUCAUGUCAAUUAAAUUCAACAAAUCAACAAGAAACCGCGAAUCCGAUUGAUCAUUUAAAUAAAAAUCAUUGCAUUCAAACAAAUACACCAGCACAAAUAGUCCACCAUGAACAAACACAUGAAAACAUUUUACAAUGUAAAUUAAAUUUUAUCAACAAUAACAAUAAGGAACGUACAUUAUCCAAUGAAAAACUCACACAAAAUCAUCAUCAUUGUGGUGCUGAGAAUAGUCGAGUAAAACAAAUGAAUAAUAAUGGAUUAACACAACAAUUCAAUAAUCAAUUUUCACAAGAUGGAAUCAAUAAAAAUUAUACUCAAUGUGAAAAACAUUGUACAUUGAAUAAGGAUUCAAAGAAUUUCAACGAACCGAAAUGUCCUACUAAAUCACAAUUUCGUUCUGAAUUAAAUUUAUCCACAAUAAAUGAUGAAGAUGAAGAUUUCAAUUAUUCUACACAAUUUCCACGAUAUAAACUCACUGACCAAUCAGUAGAAGAUGUGUCCACCACUACGUCAAUUACAGAUAAACAACAUUGGUCCAAUGAAAGUUUCAAUGAUACCACCAUCAAUAGUAGUAGUAGUAAUAUGCAUAGUCAUAGUAGUAUUGAUAGUAAUCUAAUCAAAAAACCACUAACUACUACUACUGCUAUACCACUUAAACAAAAAUCUACUACAAUUACUAUUGUUAGACCGAAUAUGGAAAAAUCUAAAGUUACUACACCAUCCUACGUGGUUGUCAAUAAUAGACCUUAUGUAUUAGAUACUAAGAUGUAUAGUAAUCAAAAUACACCAAUCAGAAAUCAUCAUUCUAUUCAACAAAAAUCAAAUCUUUCCAAAUCGUUGAACUCUUUAAAUAUAAACAGUAAAAAACCCAUAAUGAAUGGUCAAAUUAAAAAUUCAAAACCAAUAGAAUUAAUCACAGUGUUACCAAAUAAAUUUACGAAAAAUAAUUAUACUACUUAUAAUAAUAAUCAGCAGCAUCAUGAAAUACAUAUAAAAAAUCCGACGAAAAAUUCCACACCAACAAAAAAUUCAUUUAUGAAAACCGAUUAUCAUUAUAGAACGGAUGAAAAAUACACUGUACAACAACAACAACCCCAACAACAGAGUAGAACUAGUCAACAAAAUCAAAAACGUAGUAGAUCUGCUAACAUGUUCACUCCGAAAAAAAUAUCCACCACAUCUUCGUCAUCAUCAACGCCAACAACCUCCAUUCACAAACAUCAAUCACGUAAUAAACCAGUACAAAUUGUAUAUACAAUAGAUGAGAAUAAAACGCCAAGUCAAAAACAAACUGAACACUUCAUUACUGUUCAUAAUAAUAAUAAUCUAAAAUCCAAAUCGCAACAUCGUUCAUUAAUCCCAAUCCCCACAAGAUCUUAUUCUAGUUCACGUAUUCCAGUAAAACAAUAUUAAUUUGAAUGAUACAGGUGUGUGUAUGUUAGCUGUAGACAGUGCCUCAACGGAUUGAUUUUUAUUUCUUAUUUAGAUUAUCAUUCAUUCUCUUCCUAACUUCUUCAGUUUUGUGGGAUUACAAAUGAUAUCAUUCACAAAGAAUCAAGCUUUCUGUGGUUAUUUGAAAAAAAAACAAUCCUGAUAUUACAUAAAAGUCUUUCAAAAACAAUGAAUAAUGCCAUAUUCUCCGUCUCUUUUUUUAUAAAAACACAACAUUACUACUGAAUAUUUUUUAAGUAGUAUAUUUGUUAGUGAUUAAUUUUUAAUGAUGAGUAAUUUAAAUAACCGUUUUCUCACUAACUUAUCAUGAAGCAUAU